Acanthoscelides obtectus is the source of this 785-nucleotide messenger RNA. Lineage: Eukaryota; Metazoa; Arthropoda; Insecta; Coleoptera; Chrysomelidae. The record is from the annotation of a GenBank genome assembly.
AUCGGUAUAAGCUAUAGGUGGUGCUCUGUGUCCGUGGUUGUUUGGAAAACCAAUUGUUAUCACACAAAAGUCGGAUAUAAUACAAGUGUGGAGAUGCCAAGAUGCGUCGCUCUUGGAUGCUAAUCCAACAACGCGGAUCUUAAUCUUAGUGGCGACAUGGACGGCAUGUGAAAUCACCACAGCCUACUCUUUCUAUCACAGAGAAAAAUAUGCCGAAAUCGAAGCUCCUGAUCCAGUUGAAACUAUACUGAUGAAAGAAUGCGAAAACGAAUUAGACGAUAUGAGCUGUGUGAAAAAAUUGAUGAAAAGCAUGAAGAAUACACAAGAUCGGAAGACUGAUGAGUUUGUCAAUUACAUGGAGAAGAAGAUAGCUUCGCCUACAAAUACGCUAAAAUUACAUGGCAGCUCAAAAGUUAUUCCAGUCUACCAUACAGGAACGACAUCUUUUGAACAAUGCACCUGCGACAUGGACUUUCAACUUAUGGACCUUGGAAAAAUAUACUAUCCACGGUACUUAAAAACAGGAGUAUGCAAGCAGAACUCCUGCGCCGAGUUCCACAAAUGCGUAGAGAGAAAGUAUAAGGUAAGAGUCCUGAAACAAAGAGAAACAGAGGAUCCGGACAACACCUCCCUCCUCCCGAAAUCUUUGAGGGAAUACUGGGUCGCUGAAACCGUCACCGUUGCCGUGGCUUGCGAGUGCGCUCCUGAUAUUUGAUUUCUAAUCUCUGGACCUUUUCAUGGAAAUACGAUUGGAUGCUAUGGUUGAAAUAUAUAGAUUUGCUUAU